Medioppia subpectinata is the source of this 393-nucleotide messenger RNA. NCBI's taxonomy places the organism in Eukaryota, Metazoa, Arthropoda, Arachnida, Sarcoptiformes, Oppiidae. The record is from the annotation of a GenBank genome assembly.
GCGUUUAAGACCUGGUCUGCCGUCACUCCACUUAGAUUUAUAUUAAUAACCGAAAAGCGCCCAAAAGUUCACAUGUAUAUGAGAUUUGCCACUCGUAUCCACUGUUGCCAUUUGGCCCCUCCGGCAGAUAUGGCGUUUGACGGGUUGGGAGGCGUUUUAGCGCAUACGGAAUAUCCACGAUAUGGCGGCGAUCUUCAUGUGGACGACGACGAGAAUUGGGCGCUUCAUUUUGAUCCACGUAAUGCCAGCGUUUCGUCGCUUCUUUAUGUAUUAAUUCACGAAAUUGGUCAUGGCUUAGGUUUGGAGCACUCGUGCGAUCCCGAGUCCAUUAUGUUUCCCAAUACAGGCGGUUAUAACCAUAACUACUCUCUAAAUCAUAACGACAUUCACGCC